Molecule: messenger RNA, 782 nt
Organism: Arachis duranensis
Lineage: Eukaryota; Viridiplantae; Streptophyta; Magnoliopsida; Fabales; Fabaceae
Product: universal stress protein A-like protein
Exons: 4
Coding region: 84-557 (157 amino acids)
Source: RefSeq, a predicted model, not a curated record
CCCUUAUCCACACUUUUUAUUAUAAGGCCAACAUUCCAACAAUCCAGACACAUUUCUUUGAUUACUUUGGCUAAGAAAAAAAAAUGGAAAAGAAAGAGCAAAAGAUUAUGGUGGCUGUGGAUCAGAGUGAGGAAAGCAUGCAUGCACUGUCAUGGUGCCUAAGCAAUCUUAUUUCAGAUACCAACAAAAAGAAGCUUCUUCUGCUCCAUGUCAAGCCUCCUCCUGCUAUCUGCUCCUUCGACACUGCAGGGUAUGUGUUUUCCCCUGAAGUUAUUGCUGCUAUGGAAAAGUACAGUAUGGAGCUUGCUAAUUCAGUAAUGGAUAAAGCUGAAGCCAUUUGCAGAAAUUUAAACGCCACCGAUAUAACUAUGGAGAGAGUAAUUGAGAUGGGAGAUGCAAAGAAUGUAAUUUGCAGUACAGUGCAGAAGUUAGAUGCUGACACUUUGGUCAUGGGAAGCCGUGGUUAUGGAUUCUUCGAGAGAACACUCCUUGGAAGUGUGAGCGACCACUGUGCCAAGCAUGCAAAGUGUCCUGUUAUAAUCGUCAAACAACCAUGAAAGAGUUUCUCAACUUUCUUUAAGUAAGUGCUGGCUCGAUUCAAGGGAAGCAGUUUCAAAGUCAUAGCUUCAACCACUAUACAUAGUCCAUGAAUAUUUCUUUUUUCUAUAUUUUCUAUUGUUAGUUUGAUCUAUAAUAGACCUAGCAAAGUACAUUAUUAUGUUGCUGAUUAUAUGAUCUAGUUUUGAGACGGUCAUGUACAUAUAUAAUAUAAAAAUGUUAUU